Molecule: messenger RNA, 6595 nt
Organism: Hyla sarda
Lineage: Eukaryota; Metazoa; Chordata; Amphibia; Anura; Hylidae
Gene: USP36
Product: ubiquitin specific peptidase 36
Exons: 19
Coding region: 434-3715 (1093 amino acids)
Biological process (GO): regulation of apoptotic process; protein deubiquitination
Cellular component (GO): cytosol; nucleus
Molecular function (GO): cysteine-type deubiquitinase activity; cysteine-type endopeptidase activity
Source: RefSeq, a predicted model, not a curated record
GACAUCACACAGCACAGUCCUCUCAGUACACAGCGCGCACGUCCAGCCCACAAAAUGGCGGACUCCAUAAUCUACUGUAUUUCCCGUAAAUAACCCCGCUAGCAGCCGAACUCCUUCCCUGACCCCCAGAGGCAGCAGCUAGGCGUCACACUGCAGUCCGCCCCUCCAGGCACCAGGGCCGCUUCUGCACACCUCCGGGCUCCGCCAUCAUGGCCGCCGCUCGCCUGCGCUAGAGCAGUUUCUGAGGAGACGGCCUGUGUGACCGCAGUCAGACUGGGCAUUCCUCGGACCUUGCGUUUUUUUUGUAACUGUGGUAUCAACAACAUAAGCCCCCAACACUAUGCGGUAGUCUCCGGUUCCGGGAACGGAUAUCGCCAGGGGCGGAACAGGAAGUGCUAGAAUCUAGUGAGAAGAAAGUGGGGCCGGAGCAAACAUGCCAAUUGUGGAGAAACUAAAAGAUGCCCUGAAGCCAGGCCGGAAGUACUCAGACGAUGUAGAACUUGGGAAGUUGCUCACUUCCUCUGCUAAGAAGAUUCUUUUACAAAAAAUAGAGUUCGAACCAGCAAGCAAAAGUUUCUACUACCAGUUGGAGACAUUGAAGAGCAAAUAUAUCCUGUUGAGUCCAACUCUUCAACCUACCACCUCACAAAGGAGCUUGGAAGGGGCCCAUAAGCAGAGCAUUGACUUUGCAUCUAGUAGCUCAGAUGGAAUUCCACAUCCUCAGAAGGUUCUCUUUCCGGUGGAGAAGUUAUCCAUGAAAUGGGAGCGCGUCUCCAGGGUGGGAGCCGGCCUUCAAAAUUUGGGAAACACUUGUUUUCUGAAUUCUACUGUCCAGUGUCUGACAUAUACUCCUCCUUUAGCUAAUUACCUAUUAUCUAAAGAGCAUACCCGUAACUGUCCACAGGGUGGAUUCUGUAUGCUGUGCAUUAUGCAAAACCAUCUGAUUCAAGCCUUUGCCAACAGUGGAAAUUCGAUCAAGCCAGUUUCUUUUAUUCGUGAACUGAAAAAAAUUGCCCGUCAUUUCCGAUUUGGGAGCCAAGAGGAUGCACAUGAGUUCCUGCGGUACACAAUUGAUGCCAUGCAAAAGGCUUGUUUGAACGGAUAUGCCAAGCUGGAUCGCCAAAGUCAAGCGACAACUCUAGUUCAUCAGAUCUUUGGAGGUUAUCUGCGUUCUCGAGUAAAAUGUUCAGUUUGUAAGAGUGUCUCUGACACGUUUGACCCAUAUCUGGACAUUGCGCUGGAGAUAAGGCACUCAGCAAACAUAAUUCGUGCCCUGGAGCUGUUUGUAAGAUCUGAUGUUUUGAGUGGAGAAAAUGCCUAUAUGUGUGCAAAAUGUAAGAAGAAAGUUCCGGCUACAAAGAGAUUCAGCAUUCACAGAGCCUCGAAUGUCCUCACUCUGUCACUAAAAAGAUUUGCAAACUUUAGUGGUGGCAAAAUAACCAAGGAUGUUGGAUACCCCGAAUUUUUAAACAUCCGUCCAUACAUGUCGCAGAAUAAUGGGGACCCUGUCAUGUAUGCACUGUAUGCUGUUCUUGUACAUUCUGGGUACAGUUGUCAUGCUGGGCACUAUUAUUGUUAUGUGAAGGCUAGUAAUGGACAGUGGUAUCAGAUGAACGAUUCUCUUGUUCAUGCCAGUAACAUCAAGGUUGUGCUGAAUCAGCAGGCCUACGUUCUCUUCUACUUGAGGGUUCCUGAGUCCAAGAAGACUUUUGAUGCCUCUGUCUGCAAAGUGUCACAGACUCAAAUGCCUCGCCCCAGCUCUGUCCCUCCUACUUUAAAGAAGACCCAGUCCAAUGGAAGCCUUUCAUCCCCCCUUAUUGGGAAGAAGCCUGAGGGUUUACAUGAGAAAAAGACACAAAAAGUGGAAGACAUUGGUAUCCCUGUCAGUCAUACACACAUUUUUACUGGCAACAAGGAGCAUAAUGGUGUUAUCCGUACACGGCCACUUAGUGCAGGCCCUUCUCCUAAACUCGGCUGUAAAGUAGCAUAUGCCCCUUGUCUUCUAGACGAUCAGUUGAGUAGAAUGAAAAAACCUCUUCAUGCCAAGUUAAAGACUUCUCAUGCCCCAUGCCUCACCAGUGAGGCAGUUAUGCAGGAAGAUUCUAAACCCAACUGGGAUCAUGAAGAUCUGUCUUCAUCUUCUGUUGCUAAAACUGGAAAUAUUGAAACCCAGGAAAGUAAGACAAAGCCAGAAGAAGUAGAAAAUGUAAAACGGCAAGAAAGUCAUAUAAAUGGUCAAUCUUCAACUCAAAGCACCCCCACAGGUGGAACCAUAACUUCACCAUGCUGCUCCCCAACAAUGGAAGCUGAACAAUCUGGGUCAAACACUACUGUAAAAUCUAAGUCACCCACGCUGGCUAGCGUAUGUGAGGCUUUGACUACAAUGUCACCACCACCUGCCAAGAAACUAGCCCUAUCAGCUAAAAAGGGCAGCAUGCCGCAGAAGGGAAGCAGAAAUGACUCCUACUCCCUUCCUCCCCACUCCAUCACUGCUGGCUCCACUCAUCCCAUCACUGUUUCCCCUGGUCCCACCACAGUCAAGCUGCUUCAUACGCAUCGGGAAUCUCUUCAUGCUGCAGACUUUCGUGGGACUUGUAGCAAUACUUCUAAACAGAAAUCUUUCAAAUUUCCUGGAAAGCAUUCACAUUACAGCGGAGAAUCAUCCCAUCGCUCCCCUCCUCGUAGCCACCCUACCAGCCUUUCUUCCGAUAAUACAUCCUCACCAACCAUGGCCCUCCAAGGCACUGUAAGGGACAGUUCUGUUGAAACGCUGGGUACAAGGUCCUCAAAUGAAAAAGACAAAUCUAAGAAGAAAGCCCAUACCUCAAGCUGCAAUGGGGACCUUGGAGUCAGUGAGGGAAGUAAUGUUGUGAAGAAAAACAAGAAGAAAAAAAGAAAAUCUUUUGAAAAGAAAAGGGAGGCAGAAAGUGUUAUAUGUCACUUGGAGACACAGACAAUAACCAGUCACAAAUUAAAGAAAAUGAAAAUAAAACGGAAGAAACGUAGACCUCCACAGGACAGCAAAACUACAGAACCUAGAUCAGAAAUUCCCAAUAAAGGGCAAACUUCACAAGAGACAACAGGCAAAAAGAAGGAGCGUUUGAAGUCUGGCCACCACGUGGAGGAGAAGCCCCUAAUACAGUUAAAUGGUAUCGCUGACGGUUCACCUAAUGCUGAGGAAGUGGAUCAAGUAGCUAGAAAAGCCAAGAAAAGGAAGCUGGGACAGCCGGAACCGGACAGCGUAAAGCUUGUGGAAAAUGAAUCUAGUGGUAAACAGAAGCAGACGGUUCAGGAAAUAAAAUCCGAUUCUGUAUUUGUAUGGGACACCCAUAUCAAAGAGGGGUACAAACGGCCUAAUUCAAUUAAUGGUGCUCCGAAGAAAAUCUGCCCAGUUUGGGAUGGUACAAAGAAUUCAUCUGUAAUCCAAGAACUGCUGAAAAAUUCCAAUAAUAAAGCAUAUGGGACAGAAGUACGAACAUGGAAUGAAGAAAAGUCUGCUGUGAGCCAAGAUUCUCUGAAUCUUGCAAAUGAGGCAAAAUGUAGCAAAGUUAUAGAUGAAUGGGACGAAGACUUUGACAGCGGAAAGGUAAAAAAGAUAAAAUUUCGACGCGACAAAUGGAGAAUCAAAAAUGGUUUUCAGUCUCUGCAGAACCGGCGUAACUUCUGGUCAGUCACUCACUCCCAACAGUUCUCCAGGAUGGCAUACAAGUACUGACGACAAUAUGGAAGAUCAUAAUGAUAUUAUAAUUUUCUGCUUUAUUUUCUACACCAAAUGUCAGUAACCCAAGAUGGAGAAAUAAAAUAGUGACAUUUUGAGAGCUGCGUGAUAGAUCUGUUUUUUAUCGUGCAAAUGUAACACUGUUUGCUCUCCACAAACUUUACACUACACUGGCAAGACCAUAGCAAUGAAAGCUUAGAGGGGUUUUCUGGUGUCUGUUGUUUUUUUGUAUUUUAACAUGCAUAAAACUUCAAUAUAAAUAUCUAAUUAAAAAAACAAAACAGGAUUUCCAAUCUCAGAAGUUCCCCAACACCUUAUGUGGGUCUCAAUCCUGAAAAUCUAAAGGGGCUGCAGUGCUGCUUUAGGUCUCUGGUCUCUUUACAGCUCCAUUUAAAGGGGUACUCCACUGGCCAGCGUUCGGAACGCAGUUUUUGCGCUGCGCAGUACCGGCCCGGCUACCCCCCCCACAAUCGGACAUGUUAUCCCCUAUCCUUAGGAUAGGGGAUAACAUGUCUAGGGGCGCUGUACCCCUUUAAAUCCCAGACUUCUGCCCUUUAUCUGAUUAUAUGGGAGCAGAAACAAACCUGUUCCCUGCUGAUUUCAUUUGAUUAAUCUUAGAUUCUUCCAGGACAGGAUACAAAUCCAUUCGGUAUUGGGUAACCAUGUUGGUCGCAUUUCAAAAUUGUUAACUAAGCUUUUAUUUAUAGGUUAAAGAAUUAUUUUGCAAGACCAUUUUCAUUGUUUAUUGGGCAAUAUAUAUUAUAAUAUUACUUAAUUUUUUUAUUCUGUUUUAAAAUUAGACUUUUUCAAAUAAAUUAUUGUUUUGGCACAUUAACCCCUUAAGGACAUAGGACAUAAAUAUACGUCCUAGUGUCCUGGUACUUAAUGCACCGGGACGUAAAUUUAUGUCCUAUAGGUAAAGCGUGCACAGGAGCUGCGCACGCUUCAUGAACGGGUGGUCCCGGCUGUUAUCAGCAGAUAUUCCCUUAGAUGCUGUGAUCAAUUAUGAUUACAGCAUCUAUGGCAAUUGUAAUGGCUAAUCGAAAACCCUGUGGCAUGACUGCAGAGAUCUGAUCAGCCAUGAUGGCGGACAGAGGUCCUCUUACCUGCCUCUGAUGCUCUCCUGGGGUCUUUUUCUUUGGUUUGCCUUCUAGCAGACCAGAGAAGAUUGCUGAUAAAAAGGUAAAAUGAGUGAUGUAAUUGCAAAGUACAAUUGGUUAAGCAAAAAAUAGCUUAAAAUGGAAUAAUCCACAUUUUUAAGACUUUCAUCUUCCAAGUUUGUUAAAUGCUACAUUUUAACCCCUUAAGGACGCAGGACGUAAAUGUACGUCCUGGUGAGGUGGUACUUAACACACCAGGACGUACAUUUACGUCCUAAGCAUAACCGCGGGCAUCGGAGCGGUGCCCGUGUCAUGCGCGGCUGAUCCCGGCUGCUGACCGCGGGCGUCCGCCAUUAACCCUUCAGGUGCCGGGAUCAAUACAGAUCCCGGCAUCUGCGGCAGUUCGCGAUUUAAAUGAACGAUCGGAUCGCCCGCAGCGCUGCUGCGGGGAUCCGAUCAUUCAUAACGCCGCACGGAGGUCCCCUCUCCUUCCUCCGUGCGGCUCCCGGCGUCUCCUGCUCUGGUCUGUGAUCGAGCAGACCAGAGCAGGAGAUGACCGAUAAUACUGAUCUGUUCUAUGUCCUAUACAUAGAACAGAUCAGUAUUAGCAAUCAUGGUAUUGCUAUGAAUAGUCCCCUAUGGGGACUAUUCAAGUGUAAAAAAAAAUGUAAAAAAAUGUAAAAGUAAAAGUAAAAAAAAAAGUGAAAAAUCCCCUCCCCCAAUAAAAAAGUAAAACGUCCGUUUUUUCCUAUUUUACCCCCAAAAAGCGUAAAAAACAUUUUUUAUAGACAUAUUUGGUAUCGCCGCGUGCGUAAAUGUCCGAAUAAAUAAAAUGUUAAUGAUCCCGUACGGUGAACGGCGUGAACGAAAAAAAAUAAAAAAGUCCAAAAUUCCUACUUUUUUAAUACAUUUUAUUUAAAAAAAAAUUAUCAAAAAUGUAUUAAAAGUUUUUUAUAUGCAAAUGUGGUAUCAAAAAAAAGUACAGAUCAUGGCGCAAAAAAUGAGCCCCCAUACCGCUGCUUAUACGGAAAAAUAAAAAAGUUAGAGGUCAUCAAAAUAAAGGGAUUAUAAACGUACUAAUUUGGUUAAAAAGUUUGUGAUUUUUUUUAAUAAUAUAAAAGUAUAUAAUAAUGGGUAUCAUUUUAAUCGUAUUGACCCUCAGAAUAAAGAACACAUGUCAUUUUUACCAUAAAUUGUACGGCGUGAAAACAAAACCUUCCAAAAUUAGCAAAAUUGCAUUUUUUGUUUUAAUUUCCCCACAAAAAUAGUGUUUUUUGGUUGCGCCAUACAUUUUAUGAUAUAAUGAGUGAUGUCAUUACAAAGGACAACUGGUCGCGCAAAAAACAAGCCCUCAUACUAGUCUGUGGAUGAAAAUAUAAAAGAGUUAUGAUUUUUAGAAGGCGAGGAGGAAAAAAAUGAAAACGUAAAAAUUUAAUUGUCUGAGUCCUUAAGGCCAAAAUGGGCUGAGUCCUUAAGGGGUUAAGGUAUUGACUCAUGGGGGAGAUUUAUCAAAGCCUGUGUAGAAGAAGAGUGGGGCAGUUGCCCAUAGCAACCACUCAGAUUGCUUCUUUAAUUUUUCAGAGGCCUCUUGUACUACUCUUCCCCUACACAGGUUUUGAUAAAUCUUCCACCAUGGAGACUAGCCCUUACGACUAUAUGCCCUAUUGGGAAAUGUAGACGUUAUAGAGGUGUAUCUGGUUCUGUUCUGGUGGACUGGCUCUGACCAAGUAUUGAAUGUACUAUUUAAAGGGAACCAAUCAGCAGAUUUUAGCAUAUA